This is a messenger RNA of Stylonychia lemnae, 1164 nucleotides long. Lineage: Eukaryota; Ciliophora; Spirotrichea; Sporadotrichida; Oxytrichidae. The record is from the annotation of a GenBank genome assembly.
AUGAAAAUCAACAGGCUAUCACAGAAUUCUUCAAAUCAAAAUAUCCUACAAAAUCAAAUCUCCUAGUUAAGAAGACUUGUCCAAGCAAAGAAUGAUGACUAAAAAUAUGUGAAAAAGAGCAAUGGCCAAAAGAGAACCAGCUCAAAAGUAAGUAACAAUGAGAAUAAGGAAAAUUAUCCAAUGAACGGACCUGGUUCUCAACCCAGCAAUAGCGGAAUGAUCCUUAUGGAAAAUAAACUUUAGUAAGAAGAAUUGAAGUUCAAAAAAAGAGUUUUAUCUAAUAUUACUAAUGUGAUCAACAAUUAGAAUGUAAGCAACACACCUUUAUAGCAAACUUAGAAGAUUGAAUUUUAAAGUAAUCCUAAUGCUAAACAACCUCCCAAAUCUCCUAUGAAUUAGUCAACUAAUUUAGCUACCAAGGGAUUGAAAGGAUCGCGGAAACUAAGUUAAGAAGCCAAUAAAAGCACUUUCGACCGCUCGAAAGGCCUAAUGGUUAUUCCAUCUUCAUUUAAAAAAGAAGAAUCUCAGCAAUCAAAUAUAACUUAGAGUGAUUCAAACAGAUCUAGAUCAGUUCUUUAGAAAAUGAUUAACCACAUUCAGUAAGACCCUCCUGCUACUCCAAAAGAUUUUCAGAUAAAGAAAAGAAAAAAUUCUUUAAUUCAAAUACCAACCGUAUCCGUAGUGACUUCUCCAUAAAAUAUAGAAAGUCAUGAAUUCGAUAUAGCUAAGUAACGAUCUCAAUAGCUCUCUGGAAUCCUUGAUUUGGUGAAAGAUGAAAAUGGAUAGAUUUCUUAGUUUGAUACUAAUUCAACUCAACACAUCAAUUUAAGCAAGCAAAACUCUGGUAGUGCCACAUUUAAUCAGCAGCAGAUAAAGUAAAUGAUCAGGAGAGCUAAGAAUAAAAGUUACUCUGAUGUCAUUAGCUCAAGAGAUUUUAAUAACAAAAGCAUGACUUAGCUGAUAACUAAUCCUUCACAUGGUCUUAGCAAUGUCCCCGAAACUGUGGAAGACAUACAUUUCAUGAGAGUUCACGCUAAUAACAGGUAAAAUUAUCUACUUGAGAGGUUUGAGAUACCUUUAGAGGCAAGUUAGAUUUGGAUUAACCCCAAAGAAUUGGAUAACAGAAAAAAGACAAUAGAGUAUUGUGGAGAAGUAUCUUUAUGA